AACAAUUUGUGCACAUCAUAUUUUAUGUAAUAUAAUAUACAAUUAUAAUUUUUUGUUUAGAUGAGAAAGAUUUCUAUAACGCCACAAAUGCUACGUGCAGCUGUAAAAGAUUUACAAAAACGUCAAUUAUUUGUUAAAUUAAAGACCUUAAAAGAUCAUAUACAAAAAAAUUAUCCAGUUAAAAGAGAGACUCUUGAAUGGGAAUUACAGGAGAAAUUAAAAUAUGCUGUUUGCGUUGGAUUGCUUGCCAAACACGGCGAUGACCAAUAUUGUAUACCAACUUUACUAGAAGAAGCUAAUGCCUUUAAGUCAGCGCUCAGCGCGUUCUGGGAAAUAUACAAAGAUGUAAUACAACUAUUGACUUCUUUCCAUAUUAAUUUUUUUGUUCUGCAGAACAGAAAUCUUUCUUUCACUGUUUAGAAAAAUCGAUUGCGUGAUA
Messenger RNA from Linepithema humile (Argentine ant), 439 nucleotides. Lineage: Eukaryota; Metazoa; Arthropoda; Insecta; Hymenoptera; Formicidae. The record is from RefSeq and is a predicted model, not a curated record.